Molecule: messenger RNA, 207 nt
Organism: Haemonchus placei
Lineage: Eukaryota; Metazoa; Nematoda; Chromadorea; Rhabditida; Trichostrongylidae
Source: the annotation of a GenBank genome assembly
AUGGGCAUGAAUGCAGUGAAUGAUUCAAGUUUGCAGCAUCUCUAUAAAGUUUUCGGCCAGCAGCUCCUAAUGACGUUUUUGGUCUAUGAUGAAGAGUUGUUCCAAGUGCAACUUGAAGACUUUGAUAGCGGUUCCAUUGAAGCGAAGGACUCCCAAGAUCGUCAAAGCUUCGCCUGUGCCCCUGAAGUUUAUGGAUACUUUGGUUAG